Molecule: messenger RNA, 2589 nt
Organism: Anisakis simplex (herring worm)
Lineage: Eukaryota; Metazoa; Nematoda; Chromadorea; Rhabditida; Anisakidae
Source: the annotation of a GenBank genome assembly
GCGAGUGGCCGCGGUGAUAGUUUAGCAUCAGUGGGUUUGACGCCGAAAGAAGACUCGAAUGGUGAACAAAGAGGGGACGCGGACGGGGUCAGAGUCAAUGAGGGCGUGAAACGUCCGAGACUAUCGGUGAACAACACGGCGGUGGUGCGAUCUUUUGAGGAAGAGCCGCGUUAUUCGAAUGCAUCCAUACCAGAGCAUUGUGUUGUGGGUAGAUCGGAUGUUGGAGCGUGCCUCGUUGAGGGUGAUGAAAGCUGUCGGCGUUACUCGGUAGUGUACGGAAGGGUAUCGACACGCGUUCAUAAGCGAUGGGAAAAUGACGGGAUGCUUAUAUGCAAGCAACGUUUUGCGCUGCUUCAAGAUGAGGAUGGUAAAACAGUGGCACAUGUGAGCGCAUUUUCGAAGAAACAGUUGGAGAGUUUAAAAAGCGGAAGUCGACUGGUCAUAAGUGGUUUUGAAUUGGAAAUACAAGAGGUUUUUGAUGAUGACUCAGACAAGCAAAGUCCCACUUCAUCUGCGAAGCAAACAUUUCAAUCGCAUGCUUCUCAAAAAACAUCCAGCCUAACGUCAUCAUCUCAAGCGACAGUAGGUAAUAGUUCAGUAUUGAGAAAUAAGUUUGUUCAACCACUUCUAAAUAGAUUAUCAGAGGAAUGCAAUCGAACAGCUGAGGUGUUCAUUGUAAAUAAAGAUGCAAAAUGUGACGUAGACGAUGGAGAAGAUAUUAUCUUAGAUAGUCACAUAGCACGCUAUUUGAGACCACAUCAGAAGGACGGUAUUACAUUCCUUUAUAAACAACUCGUAAAGCCGAACAGCGGUGUGAUAUUGGCCGACGAAAUGGGUUUGGGUAAGAGUGUGCAAACGAUUGCCAUAAUAUGGAUCUUAUUGAAGCAGUUCAAAACUAGAAGGAACCACAAAAAUAAGUUACUUCCGGCGGCAAAUAAUAGCCAAGAUAAUAGCAGUUUAAAAUUUCUUUUAAUCACACCCACAUCGUUAGUUGAUAAUUGGCGUUUCGAGUUCAACAAAUGGUUACCACAUUCCGCAUCGUCACUGGUUUCUGCUGUGACAAAAGCGGAUGAUAUACGUAAAUUUUCGAUCUAUUCAACGCAUAGUCCAGUGCUGUUAUUAAGCUACGAAAUGGCAUUGCGUUGUCGAGAGGUAUUAGAGCGAUGUACAUUUACGUUGAUGAUUUGUGAUGAGGCACAUCGUCUCAAGAAUUCGCUCUCAAAUCUUCGAAUCUUUAUUAGUAGCAUUUGUGCGCAGAGACGUUUAUUACUGACCGGAACGCCGAUUCAGAACGAUCUGAAUGAAUUUUUCUCGUUGGUCGAUCUCGUGAAACCGGGGAAAUUUGAAAAUUUUAGCGAAUUUAAAAAUUUAGUCGACGAUGAAAAUAAGGAAGCUGAUCUUCAAACGUUUUUAUCAGAUUUGAUGUUGCGACGUACAUCUGAUGUGAUAUCCAGCUAUCUCCCUCCAAAACGUAAUAAUCAGUCAAAUGAAUAUGAUCUCAAUGAACGGGUUUUGAGAAUGUUCCCAACGCAUUUUGAGGCACAGAACUGUUCGAUUGGUGAUUCAGGAAAAUUACGAGUUUUCAUUGAAAUUAUGGUUUCAUUACGUGAAAAGAAUGAAAAAGUAGUGAUCGUCUCGAAUUUUACGAAGACUUUGGACAUGUUAGAGGAACUUUGUAAAGGACUAUUCUUUAGUACGAUCCGUUUAGAUGGUUCUGUGAUGGCAAACAAACGACUAAAUCUUGUAAAUGAUUUCAAUAAUUCUUCUGAUAAUAGUCAAGUGUUCUUGUUAAGCACUAAAGCUGGUGGCGUUGGACUAAAUUUAAUAGGCGCCAGCCGGUUGAUACUGUUCGAUUCAGACUGGAAUCCGGCACAUGACGUUCAGGCAAUGGCACGUAUAUGGAGAGAUGGACAAAAAAGACCGUGCUUCAUUUAUCGUCUUGUUACGACGGGAACAAUUGAUGAGAAAAUACUGCAAAGACAAGUGAAAAAGAGUGGUUUAAGUAGUGUGGUGGAAUUGGAUUCACUCAGUGAACCAGUGACUGCAUUCGCAGAAGAGGAUUUGCGUGAUAUAUUCAGUUUGGAUAGCGAAUGUGAAUGUGCAACACAUGAGCUGAUGGCGUGUUCUUGUGGUGGCGAUGGCUCAUUGGAAGUGGAGAGGAAUUUGACGUUGAAUGGCGAUGACGAUGAUUUUGAGAAGGCUGACGGUGACGGUAAUAGCAUGCGAACGGAUAUCACUGAUAAUGAUAGUAGCAAUGAUAAUAGUUCGAAGAAGGAUAAAGAAAACGAUAAAACAACCGAUGAACCGUCAACACAUAAACAUCACGGUAUUGAGUCCUCAUCUGCUGAUGUUGUUGAAAGUGAUGUUGAACGAAAUAAUGCGAUGGUUUCGAGUAUGGAUUGUGAUAAUAUCGGUGAUAAUACUGGUGAUAAUUUGGUGAAUAAGUGUACAUUGUCACCAUCAUCAUCGUCAAUUUUCGAUGAUAUUGAACAGAGUUAUACAAAUGAACAACACCAAAAAGGUCAGUCAAUAAUAACAUCAACAACUACAACACAGCCGCAACAAUUUGACAGUAUAGUGAACAGGUGA